AUGGCGCAGGGAGCGACGUAUGAUGAGCUUGUCAGGGGAUGGGAUCCCUUCACUGCCUGCGUGCUCUUCGCUGAGGUGGGCAACGGCUGGCUGUCGGUAGCCAUCUUGAAGCGAAUGUCUGCCGUGGUGAAGUUCGUGUGCAAGUCGGCAGCAGCGCCGAGCCUCUACAUGGUCUAUUCCUUCUCGCACUUCCGACAGCACCACUUCGAGUGGCAGACCUUUCUCCCCAUUCUGGCAAUGACUACCUGCAUCUACCUCUAUGCAGAGCCGCCCUGCUUUGGCAGCGUCGGCAGCGCGAAGGGACAUCAGAAUCAUCAGAACACGCAGACCUGGCCUGAUCAAUACAAAGCUAAACGGGGACAAAGUGCCCAGGGCUAG
Symbiodinium pilosum is the source of this 378-nucleotide messenger RNA. The record is from the annotation of a GenBank genome assembly. Lineage: Eukaryota; Dinophyceae; Suessiales; Symbiodiniaceae.